CAAAAAAAAAAGCAGGAAGUACACUGAAACUGAGAAAUUGCUUUAAAGUUUUUUGAUUGUCCAGCCAAAAUGUGGAUUAUAAAAUAGUCUUACUCCGUUUUCUCUAAAUGUGAGCAUAGUUGAGCCAAACCCAUCUGCCACAAGGCAGAUAGCAGACCUGAUUUUGGUUAUGACUCACAAAAAUGUGUAGUUACUGCAUUCUGGCUUUGCAUGGUAGUAUAGUACAGUAACAGACUUUGUUCAGGCCAAUGAAUUUAAAGUCUUCCCAAUGCCUGCAAUUCAAAUUCGUAAAGCAAUCAAUCUGACAGAACAAAUGGAUUUACAGUGUACAUACCUACAGAAAGUUUCUGUUUAAUCACCAGGAAGAGCUUAAGAGGUGGGUGGCAAUUCACCCACAUUCAUAACUGUUUAACUGAACAGACAACAGUCCUCAUUCAUGUGGUGGAGUGGCAGUGUGAUGAAACUGCCCACUCCCAGUCCCUACAACGGCACAGCUCAUUCAAACACCUACAAAUCAAAAUAGCAGAUGUGAUUGCGAAAAAUAGGGGGACAAACAUCGGUUCCUAUCCUAAAGUGGACUAAGAGAGCUUAGUGUGAGGGAAAUGGCACAUGAUAAAUAUAGGCUAUUGAGAGAAGGCCACUCAUUAAAGCAACUGACAAACUUUAAAGGGAUAGUUCACCAAAAUGUUUUAAUUCUCUCAUCAUUUACUCACCUUCAUUCUUUCUUCUGCUGAACACAAACUAUAGUAUACAAUCACACGGAACAUUUAUCCCCCACAAAGAGUGAUAAAGAUUUUUAGUAGAAUAUUUCAGCUCUGUAGGUCUAUUCAAUGCAAGUGAAUGGUAACCAAAAUUUUAAAGCUCGAAAAAGCACAUAAAGCCAGCAUAAAAGUAAUCCAUAUGACUCCAGUGGUUAACCUUUUUGCACGGGAGAUUCUCCUGUACUGAGUUCUUUAAUGCACGCUGUAAUUAAAAAAAUAUAUGCUGUAUAUUACCUUACACAUCACAAAAGAUGCACCGAAGGACAGAUUAUAUCACAGAUUAUAUAUUAUCAAGCAUAUAAUGUGGUUUUUAGAUGUUUAUAAUGAUGUAUUAUGAUACGUGGUUGUGGAUUGACUAGGUUGUAUAUUCUUUGUUUGACAUCAGAAUACAUGGCCACAUCGCUGCAUCAAAACAGUGCACUCUAACGGUAAUAGCUUUAAACUUUUAUUUAGUGAUUGCUUGAAUGUUUGUAACAUAAAAAUAAAGAUAUUGUGAUGUUGAAAAGACUAUUUGAGCAGCUGGUUAAUUUUUACAACUGCCUCAGUCCCUCUUUUGCUGGGAAACAGCAGCUCAAAUGCAGAUCACACCAGUUUGAUCAUACACGUCUGAGCCCAGCCUAGUGUAAUCACACUAGUUUGAUCGUAAGUGUGAAAGGGUUAAAUAUCUGCCUGAUUUUCAUGUGAAUUCUUUUGUGUUCUUACAUUCUCAUGGACUCGUUCGACAUCAUCAUCCACUGUCGAAGUUCAAUUCCAGUACUCAAGAAUGCAAGUGCAGAGAAUGCAUAACAUUUUCCAUAUGUGUUUUUGAUCAGGCCGAAUAUCGAGGAUGCAUCGUAUGGUGACUUGUGAGCAAGAACCCGGUACUACGGUGACAGAUGAAGGACAUUUAUGUUUGUGAUAUAUCAGUGGUUUAACCUCAAGUGUUUCCCACUGUAAGCUCGCGAAAGUAUGACGGCUCAUGAGAGUCAUCGUACUCUGUCAACAUUUGUUGUUUUGUUGGGCAUAAUUUUAGUAUAGUAAUAAACACAUGAAGGAAACGAGUGUUUACAGACUUUAUUCUUUUAACAUGUUACUAGUCCUGCAAAACCUCACUGGUGUAAUGAUAAUAAUGCUGUCACUGGUGUGUGAUAAUGCCAGCAGUUCUUUCACUGCCUUUAAAUGUGCAACAGGAAGAUCACAGCUCAUCUCAAAGCUCACAAUAGACAUGUUCUACGUCCUGCUGUCCUUCCCGAGUUCAUUCUUCCAAUGUGGCUUGACAAGACCGGUCUCCAUGAGAACGCAAGUCCGUUUUUUGUGUUCUUAGAAUUGAGAAACACCCUAUAUCUUCAGAAGUGAUAUAAUAAGUGUGGGUGAGAAACAGAUCAAUAUUUAAGUCCUUUUUUUUUUACCAUUAAUUCUCCUCCCAGCCCAGUAGGUAGUAAUAUGCACGAAGAAUGUGAAUCGCCAAAAACAAAAGAAGAAUGUGGAAGUGAAAGUGGAGAUUGAUUGUAGAAAAUGACUUAAAUAUUCAUCUGUUUCUCACCCACACUUGUCAUAUCACUUGUCAAGAUAUGGAUUUAACCACUGGAGUUGUAUGGAUUACUUUUAUGCUGCCUUUAUGUGCUUUUUUGGAGAUUCAAAGGUCUGGUCAUCAUUUAGUUGCAUUGUGAGGACCUUCAGAGCUGAGAUAUUUUUUUCUAAAAAAUCUUCGUUUGUGUUCAGUAGAAGAAAGAAAGUCAUAUAAACCUGGGAUGAAGAAUAUCCGACUGCUCCCACAAGCCCUAUAUAUUACUAGAGCAGCAAGCUUUACCUUCAAUGAAAGCAGAGAAGAGGAGCGAUUGGCUGCGAACAUCAUCGCUGACAGACAAAACCGAGGAUCAAUCCUGACCUGCAGGACUACAACAGUAUACACUCACACGGAACAUUUAUCCCCUACAAGGAUAUUUGGUGCACGAAAGUCGAUUUUAGGGAACUUGCAUUUUGGACCACCAGACUGACACCUUGUUUGAUUUCUCUCUGCUUUAUUUUGGAGAGUCAUUGCGUCCAUGUGAUGCUAUCCCUCUCGAGAGACAAGAGUUUGGAAACGCCGUUAGCGCUGAUAACAUAGGCCUACUAUUACUACACCUAGAUCCACUUUACCAGUGCUGUACCUCCAGAAUGGAUCGCUGUCAACGACUAUUUAUCCUUCUGUUGGGAUGGGGUUAUCUGUGCUGUGGAUACGGCGCUGUGCUCAAAACACCCUUCAUGGCUUUCUCAAAAGAUGUGGAGUUUGGACAAAAGGUGGGAGCACAAGAAAAGCAGCAUGUGGGUAAAACAGAGCAGGACACACUGUCAGAGCACAUGCAGAUGCUCUACGCCAAAUACAACAGCGCGGGAUUCCCUCUCAAAGAUGGAAACACUGUGCGCAGCUUUAAAGGACAUUUGGGUAAAGUCAACAGUAAGCAACUACAAAUCUUCAACCUCACUUCCCUCACCAAGUCAGAGGAUGUUCUCUCGGCGACCCUGCACUACUACAUCGGUGACAUACAGAACAGCAGCAACAGAUGCACAAGGUCUGGUUCACAAGGUUGUGCUCACCAUAACCUCAGAAGACAAGGGCACAUCCACCUUGAAAUCUGGAGUUUCAGCUUCGUGGAUAACACCACCAGAACAAUAGGCAAUUUCUCCAUUAAUAUUUCCACAAUGCACCAGGACUUUAUAUCAUGGCAGUGGAAAGACAUUACUCGUGCGGUCAACCAAGCCAAGCAUCAUGACCAGCUUCUUAUAGGCAUUGACAUUGAAGGACGCCAACCUUGGAAGAAGCUCUUGUCAGAUAGAUCUCCUUAUAUUCUGGUCUACGCCAAUGACUCUGCUAUCUCAGAACCUGAGAGUGUUGUGUCCACUCUGCAGAGGCACAAAAGUAGACUCGUGCCUGAUCUUCAUUUGCUUGAAAUGCAUAAUCACAGUACCUCCGCGCAACAUCGUACCAGGCGGUCAGCCAACAUCCUACUGCCACUACAGAACAAUGAGCUUCCAGGACCUGAGUACCCUCAUGAGAUACCUACUUGGGAUGAUCCAAUGGAGAGCAAGCCAGUCAAGCGCCCUCGUAAGAAGCCUCGCAAGAACCCAAGGCAUAAAAAUCCACUGCUGCAGUUUGAUGAGCAGACCAUAAAGAAAGCACGUAAGAAGCAAUGGAACGAGCCCAGGAACUGCGCUCGCAGAUAUUUAAAGGUCGAUUUUGCUGAUAUUGGCUGGAGUGAGUGGAUUAUCUCCCCCAAGUCUUUUGAUGCAUACUACUGCUCAGGGUCUUGUCAGUUCCCCAUGCCAAAGUCUUUGAAACCUUCAAACCAUGCCACCAUUCAGAGCAUUGUCCGGGCAGUCGGUGUGGUCCCUGGCAUCCCUGAGCCCUGCUGUGUACCGGAGAAGAUGUCUUCCCUCAGUAUCCUCUUCUUUGAUGAAGACAAGAACGUGGUCCUCAAGGUCUACCCCAAUAUGACAGUGGACUCCUGUGCCUGCCGGUAAAAUUUUUUGGUCUUUUCCACCAGCCUCCCACCCUUAAAUCCAAUUUUUGCACUGGAAGAAAAGACUACAUGCCAGUAGCUGACUGAAGAUAUUAAUUUCAUAACCUUUGAAGAACUAUCUAUAGCUUUAAGGACUGUGAAGACCGAAGUGCUUUCCCAGAAGGAAUUCAUAACUUUUAGCAGGAGUUUUUGUAAACAGGCUGUCUCAAACAAGCGGCUUCUUCACCAGGAUGUUCUCACACAUGAUAACCUCAAGCUUAAUCAGCAAUUAAGCGUCCAGGGGACGAACAUUAGCUGUCAUCCAUCAUGAAUCUGAUUCUGUACAGUUUGUAUAGUCUGACAUUAUUAUAGCUAUAUUUUUGCUACAGGGGCAUUGAUUGACUCUCAAUGUCCAUAUUCAAUGGCUGCUAUAAAGAGGUAUACUUCACUUCAGAACCCCGGUGUGGUGAAAAGUGGACUUUUGGAAAGAAAGAAAAGGAAUCUUGUUUUGGUACAGUUGUCAAAAUUUCAAAUUAUACUGAAGUUAUUAUAUAAGUUAAUUACAAUACAUAUUCUGUUUUCCACAUUAUGCUUAAAACAGUGUUUAAUAUCUGAGUGACCAUGUUUUGAAUGUCUCCCACCUUCAUAAAAAAGAAAAUAUUUAUUUUCUCAAUAAAAACAAAUUACAGAUUGGAAGUCUACAUCUCAUACUGUUACAUCAUAUUUUAUAAACAUUAUUUCUUUUAAUCAGGCUUUUUUUUUUACAGAUACCUUGCAUUUGUAAAUAUAUGUUCUGUGUAGUAUGCAUAUGUUUCCAUCUGACCUAUUAAUAUAAUAUUGUUUCAUGCGGUAACAUUUUUAUGUCAUUCAUCCACAAUGUUACAAACUGCAACUAACCACUAUUUCAGCCAGGUUUAGGUUUUAUAGUUAUCAAGCAGUUUAAGCAAAUAACAAGCAAAUUCUGAAAAUAAAUUCAGGGUUAGGAUUUGAAAGUAUUGUUUGAGAUAUUUUGGAAUGUUUUUAGGGUUUUUUUACUAUCAAGGUCAUUCUCACUAAAUAAAAAUGUGCAAACCAAAAAUGCAAAAAUCAUGAAACAAAUACUGUCAACUUUUGAGCACGUUUCAAAUGAUAAAAUGUUAAGAUCAUUUUUAUGUAAUUUCUAUUUAGCCAUUAUCUCUUUAAACAACAAUACCUUUUAAAAAGCCUUACCACAUAAAAAAACAUUGUUUGAUAAUUAUGGUAUUCCAUAAACAAGAUACAUUUAUUAAAUGAGAUGAAUGAACAUUCUAAUAUUUAAAUUUCGCAAAGAUGAGUGUUACAUAUGAUGUCAUUUGGAAUGGUAUAGCAGAGCCAUUUCAUCUUUUUUGGCAGAACAUUUUUACUGAAUUGAUUUAUUUAGAUAUAAAUAUGAUAUUUUGUUUUAAUAACUAUGUUUUGUGUCUACAUUGCGUACUGUUUUAACUUCUACUUUGAGCUAAAGAAAUGUCAUCAUAAAGCUGCAUGUUCAUAAAUUGGGUGUGUUGUUUUCUUGUUGUUCUUAAUGUAUAUUCAACCUAUGAACAAUAGAGAAAUGUAUACAUAUAUGUAAAAGUGGGCUAUUAUCUUAAUAUAUAACAUAUCAAUUCAGAAAAAGAUAUACAGUAUGUAAAGCACUCCUUUAGCAUUUGUGUAAUAUAUAUUUUUUGGAAGGCUUCCAUCACACUGUGUGUUUUGUAAAUGUUAUGCUGUAGGCGAAAGGAUGUGCUUGUAUGAUAAGCUUCAUAAGAAAUUAUAUUUGUAUAUGGAAAUGACUUUUAAAAGCAUUUAUUUAUUUUCUUUAUGAUGCAUUCUGUAUCUUGUUAUAUUGUGAAGCAAGGGGUCCGUCAUUAAAUAUUGAUUCAUAGCUUUGCUGAAGAAAGGUUAGACAGGGGUGAAAAAGGAAGACUUGAGUCAAAUGAGUGAGAAUGCUUAUUUUUGUACCAGAUCUCCUUUUUGACAGACCAUUCAAAGAAAACUCAAUAAACUUGUAUAAUUU
This is a messenger RNA of Myxocyprinus asiaticus (Chinese sucker), 6233 nucleotides long. RefSeq names its product bone morphogenetic protein 3-like. Gene Ontology annotation, biological process: BMP signaling pathway; osteoblast differentiation; SMAD protein signal transduction. Gene Ontology annotation, cellular component: extracellular region. The coding region runs from base 2898 to 4241 and encodes 447 amino acids. The record is from RefSeq and is a predicted model, not a curated record. Lineage: Eukaryota; Metazoa; Chordata; Actinopteri; Cypriniformes; Catostomidae. The transcript has 4 exons. Gene Ontology annotation, molecular function: growth factor activity; cytokine activity.